ACAAAAACAUAGAAUGUGUUCCAAAGCUACAAAAACACACUAACUUAGCACUUAAAACCAAACCAUUGACUCUUGUAUCCCCAUUUCACUCUGUCCCAAAUUCUGCCUUCUCUCUCUCUCUCUCUAUUCUGCCCUGUUUUUUUUGUUUUUUUUCCAAUAUAAUUUUAAAUUAUAUAUACCGUGAGUAAUUUAUAAGAGAGACAUAUUCUAACUUGGACUAAGAAUUCCACAUAGUUGUGUAAACAUGGAAUUAGAUGAAUUCCGUUUAAUGUUGGAGAAUUCAAGUGUGGACUUGUGGACAUUUAUUGACACAGCCAUUUCUGUAGCCAUUCUUGAUCAUGAAAACGAGCUUCUCAGCCGAAGAGACGCCAUUGUUGAGAAGCUCUAUGCUCCGUUUUUGUGUAAGAAUUGUAAUUCUGCUGGCAAUUGUGAAGAUUUAGAGACCAAAAUCAUCAGAAUCAAGAAGCUUUUGGAAUACCCAAAUCAGUCUGAGAAUUGCUUGGUUGAACUGCUCCAAACUCUUGCUGAAAUCGACAUUAGUUUCAAGGUUCUUGAGAUAACAGAUGUUGGAAGACAUGUAAAUAGACUGCGAAAGCAUUCAUCAAAUGAAGUAAGAAGACUUGUUAAACUACUUAUCAGGAAAUGGAAGGAUAUUGUUGAUGAAUGGGUGACACUGAAUACACCAGCAGAAGAAACAGGUAGAGCUUCCUUUUCCUGCGGUAAAAUUACGAGUCCUUAAUGUUUAACCAAAAGUCACUUUAUUUCGUUUUGUAAUAAUAAAGUCAUUGAACUUUAACUAUUGCACUUAGAAAGUAACUCAAUUAGAUUUUUCAAAUUUUAGAUUGUCAAAUACCU
Molecule: messenger RNA, 855 nt
Organism: Nicotiana attenuata
Lineage: Eukaryota; Viridiplantae; Streptophyta; Magnoliopsida; Solanales; Solanaceae
Product: probable mediator of RNA polymerase II transcription subunit 26c
Exons: 4
Coding region: 245-739 (164 amino acids)
Cellular component (GO): nucleus
Source: RefSeq, a predicted model, not a curated record